Lycium barbarum (goji berry) is the source of this 579-nucleotide messenger RNA. RefSeq lists its product as uncharacterized. The transcript is spliced from 3 exons. Bases 1 to 579 code for a protein of 192 amino acids. The record is from RefSeq and is a predicted model, not a curated record. NCBI's taxonomy places the organism in Eukaryota, Viridiplantae, Streptophyta, Magnoliopsida, Solanales, Solanaceae.
AUGAGUCUUUUUCAAACCAAAGUAAGAUUUUUAGGUCACAAUAGUGAAAAAGGAAAAAUUAUUCCUAUCAAUAGGAGUAUAGAAUUUGCUUCUAAAUUUGCUGAUAUUAUCACUGAUAAAACUCAGCUUCAACGAUUUCUUGGAAGCUUAAAUUAUAUUUCACCAUUUUAUAAAGACUUAGCAAAAAAUACAGCUAUUUUAUAUGAUAGAUUAAAAAAUCCAAAGCCUUGGACUGAUGAUCAUACCCAAGCCAUUCGUAGGAUUAAGGGAAAAGUUCAUAAUCUUCCUUGUCUUACUUUAGCCAAUCCUACUUGGCAAAAAAUUAUUGAGACAGAUGCUUCGGAUAUUGGCUAUGGAGGAAUAUUGAAACAGUAUUCCCUAGAUGAUAAACAAGAAUAUUUAGUACAGUUUUACUCUGGUAAAUGGAAUAAUAGCCAGAUAACUAUGCUACUGUUGCAAAAUUUAUGUUUUCUAAAGACUGUAAGCAUGAUGUUUCUAAAAAAAUGUUUGCAAGAUGGCAGGAUGAGGCCAUCAUUUAACCCCAGUUCUAAUAGAGGACGGGGAAGAGGAACAGCAUGA